This is a messenger RNA of Salvia splendens (bonfire salvia), 1215 nucleotides long. RefSeq names its product protein trichome birefringence-like 34. Gene Ontology annotation, cellular component: Golgi apparatus. Bases 1 to 1215 code for a protein of 404 amino acids. The record is from RefSeq and is a predicted model, not a curated record. Gene Ontology annotation, molecular function: O-acetyltransferase activity. The transcript is spliced from 5 exons. Lineage: Eukaryota; Viridiplantae; Streptophyta; Magnoliopsida; Lamiales; Lamiaceae.
AUGGGUGCAGUAAGAUGGAAAUCUGUAGUGAAAUACUUUCCCCUCACCGUUGUACUGAUGUUGGCUUUGUAUCUAAUCGAUAAUUCCACCUCCAACGUUGUUACACAAGAAAACCUAGUUAUUUUCAAAGAGAAUAAAAUUGUUACUAAUAAUAACACCAUUUCAGGCUGUGAUUUGUUUUCAGGGAAGUGGGUUUAUGACGACGUUUCAUACCCUCUUUACAAAGAGGGAGAGUGUACUAUGAUGGAAGAUAGUUUUGCAUGUGAGAAAAGUGGGAGAAAGAAUUUGAAAUAUCAAAAUUGGAGAUGGCAACCUCAUCAAUGCGAUCUUCCCAGGUUUAAUGGGACCGCAUUAUUGGAGAAAUUAAGAAAUAAAAAGCUUAUAUUCGUGGGAGAUUCAUUGGGUAGAAAUCAAUGGAGAUCAUUCAUUUGUCUAAUUGAACCAUAUCUUCCACCGUUAUCAAGAAGGGGUGGAGUUUCGCAUAAUUUAUUUGAUGUGUUUGGUAAACAUGUAAAGGAAUAUAAUGCGACAAUUAGAACAUACUGGUCUCCGUAUCUAGUGGAGUCAAACUGUGAUGACCCAAUACGUCAUUCGGCGGAUAGUAAACCCACGAUACGGUUUCAAUCUAUAGAGAAGCAUGGGAGAAAUUGGAUUAAUGCAGAUGUACUUAUAUUUGACACAUUUGCAUGGUGGACUGUUCCAGAUAUCACUCUUUUGUGGGGUUCACUUGAAAAUUCUAAUGCAAUAUAUAAACAAGUGAAAAUGUCCGUACGUGAGUAUGAAGUAGCUUUAAAUACUUGGUCAGAAUGGGUGGAAUUUCAAGUUGAUCGAAACAGAACCAAGAUUUUCUUCAUGAGCGCUUCACCUUUUCGCCUAGGAAAGACACAUUGGGGAACUAGUCCAAGUUGCUACAACAUAACAAAGCCAAUAUUUGAUGAAACAUAUUGGGCAAAUGGUGUUGACCGAAACUUGAUGGAGAUUGUGGAAUCAACUUUAAAGAAGCUUGAAGAAAGAGGAAUUAAAGUUGAAUAUAUGAAUGCAACUCAAUUAUCAGGAUAUAGAGAAGAUGCACGUCCAUCAAUUUAUAGGCCGUUCCUGAAAGUUGCAUUGAAAGACAUCACACCAAAUAAAUAUGCGGAUUGUUUGCAUUGGUGUCUUCCAGGAGUGCCGGAUGUUUGGAAUCAGAUUCUUUAUGCUUAUAUUAUGAAAUCUUAA